This is a messenger RNA of Centropristis striata (black sea bass), 4658 nucleotides long. It is a transcript of the gene uspl1, whose product is annotated as ubiquitin specific peptidase like 1. NCBI's taxonomy places the organism in Eukaryota, Metazoa, Chordata, Actinopteri, Perciformes, Serranidae. The coding region runs from base 1007 to 4345 and encodes 1112 amino acids. The record is from RefSeq and is a predicted model, not a curated record. Gene Ontology annotation, cellular component: Cajal body. Gene Ontology annotation, biological process: Cajal body organization; protein desumoylation. Gene Ontology annotation, molecular function: SUMO binding. The transcript has 9 exons.
CCGACCGGAAAUAGAACGUUUCUAACACGAACUGGCUGCAGCGAUGCACAUGGACUCGCUCCGCCGGCCAGGAUUAUAAUAAAUACUGCUCUUUUCUGAUGGAUUUCACCGAUCAGCACCGUCAUAUCAAAUCUAAUUUAAAUCUGGUGUCGCUCCUGCGGAGGCGACAUGGUCUCUUGUUCUGAAUGGCGUCAGGCGGCCGUGGACCCGCAGAGCAGCAGCGGCUUGCCGAUGACUGGUGAAGACACUGGUUUGGGGGCUUCGGCCUCUCCCCUGGUGGGGUAUUUGGGAAAAGUCAGUAGAGCUCUUGUUCUUCUCGCAGUUGUCACUUGCGCAAAGCUGAAUUUAAUUUGAAAAAUACUGUGUCUGGGCAGUACCAAACAAAACAAACAAACAAACAAACAAACAAACAAACAAACAAAACAAAAACGGAAAUCUUUGGUAGUAAAAGGCGAAAGUGUUUGGCUUCUUGAAGCAAAUGAUGAUGUGUGGAAUCAAAGGUUUUAUAUGUUCUAUGAGAAACUAUGGAUUGCCAUUUCAGUCAAUAUUAAAUUAAUAAAAAGAAAGAAAAGAAAAAAGAAAUAAUAAAAUAAUAAAUAAUACAAAAAGAAAUACAUCUUGAAAUAAAAGUCAUUUGAAAUGCAUUCUUUAAAAUUGAAGUUAUUUAUUGGACUUUAUUGAAAAAUGUAUAUAUUUAUAUUUACAUAUAAUAUAUAUUUAUAUUUCGAUUGCCUCAUUUAUUAAAGGAUAUCUUUUAUUUUAUUUAAUCUUUACUGAAUUGGAAUUCCAUAAGAAACUGUGUACUGCAAAGAAUGUUUUUUUAAUUUUGAUAACUAUCGAUAUGUACUUUUAUACGUACUUUGUUUAUCAAUGUGAAAUUUAGCUUCUUUAAACUGUCCAUCGUUGCUAUUGUUGAGCAGAAACCUGAGGCCAAACUUUAGAGUGAGAGAAAAAAGAAAAGACUAAAAUCUGACAGUUACUUUCAGCAGCUCUUCCUCUUACUUGUAUGCUCCACUCCUGCAAGGUCCAGGAACGAGCUGCGUCCCUGGAGUUUUGUCCCUGGUGUGCUGCAAAGGGCUCGAGCUGCGCUCUGCGCUCCUAUCGGAUCAACCUCCAGGAGUCCAUCACCCUCUGCACAAACACACAGUGCCUCUUCCCGCUGGUCAGCCGCUCCCUGGACGACGUGUUGGCCGGCCUGGUUCCUGCGAAGCCCUCGGUGUUGGCCGGCCUGGUUCCUGCGGAGCCCUCGGUGUUGGCCGGCCUGGUUCCUGCGGAGCCCUCGGUGUUGGCCGGCCUGGUUCCUGCGGAGCCCUCGGUGUUGGCCGGCCUGGUUCCUGCGGAGCCCUCGGUGUUGGCCGGCCUGGUUCCUGUGGAGCCCUCGGUGUUGGCCGGCCUGGUUCCUGUGGAGCCCUCGGUGUUGGCCGGCCUGGUUCCUGUGGAGCCCUCGGUGUUGGCCGGCCUGGUUCCUGUGGAGCCCUCGGUGUUGGCCGGCCUGGUUCCUGCGGAGCCCUCGGUGGGGAACAAGAGGAGAAAUGUCCCGACGCUGGAAGACGAGGAGUCGAUUAAACCCGCACACAAACGCCAGCGAUCGAGUGAAGUCCAGCCACAGAAUGUGAGGGACGCAUCGGAGGCCCGAGCGGAGCACGCUGCUGUAGGCGUUAACUGCCAGCAUGCAGCAACGCACCACGGAACGCUGGAUGGAAACAGGGAAUCUCCGGGCCGGGAGGCACGGCGGGUCGAGGAUAAAGUUCUGCAGGAGGAACCGGAGAACGCUGCAUCAGAGGAGGAGGAAGGCCUGAACAGACUCUGCAGCCUGGACAACCAGGCCCUUAUGACUAAUGAGGACAUUCAUUCAUCUGAAAUCAACACUCCAUCACGUCCGCUCAGCGAGCAGACGGCGAGGACAGAGGAGGAAUCACCGGCAGGAGGCAUUAAGUCCCAGAUUGAGGAUUUGUCCUCUGACUCCGAGGAGCUGGUCCCGGUUCCAGACCGGCUCUUCUGGAGCAACAGGGACAACCUGUGCUGGCUGGACUCGCUGCUGGUCGCUCUGGUGAACUGUCGCAGCUUGAGGAGGCGUCGACCUGAAGAAGAGCCGCGGCGCUCGUCUGUCUGGACGCUGAUCAGACGAUAUGAAGACAUUAGUGCUGCCGUCCAGGAUCAUCAGCAGACCGGAGAAGAUGGAGUUGUGAGGGCGCCGCAUCAUGUGCUGCAGAAGGCCGACGCAGAUCUGCAAAGUCUCCGGAUGUCCACCUUCACACUGCUGCAGCACAAACUGCACUGCAAACUAGGUCAGAAGGAAACUCCGGUGUUCGCGCUGCCGCUGCUCCUGCAGAGCGACUCGUGGGCCGAGCCGCUCCUCCAGACCUCCUUCAGCUGGGAGUUCAGCUGCACCUCCUGCAGGAGCUCCUCUACAGAAAGGGUGAUGAAGACUCUCCCCACCUUCACUAACGUUCUGCCUGGUUGGCGCCCGCUGGACGCCGUCCACGCCGCGCCGUGCAACGUCUGCCGCCAGAAGAACCAGAGGAGAGCCAUGAAGCUGGAGAGCGUGCCUCCAGUGUUCGCGCUGCACUUCGUGGACGGACUUCCUGACAGCAACGUGAGAAAGUUCAGCUUCAGCUUCAGAGGGAAACAGCACAACGUCUCCGCUGUGAUCCAGUACCGACAACACCUCAAACACUUCGUCACCUGGACCCGAAACCCUGAUGGGUCCUGGCUGGAGUUUGAUGACCUGAAGCAUCCGGCGUGUCGGUCCCACCAGCGUCUGCCGGUCCCCGCUCAGGAGAUGCACGUCGUCUUCUGGGAGGCGGACGAGGACCAAGAGUCCCGCGCCUGCUCGCCGUCCAGCACGUUUUCUGAAUCUCCCCUUUCUAAAAACGAGGUGAAACCCCUCGAAGAGUUAAAAACAGUCGAUGAACUUCCGGAUCAGUCUCGUCUGGACGACACCGCGGACAUCGUGUCCGCGCUCACGGACGGCGCCGACGCCGUGGACGCCAUGGACGUGACGCUCACCGCCGACACGUCGAUCGGUUCGACCACGCUGCUCGACGCCUUCGAGGGUCUUUCCCACAACGACAUCAUCACGCUCACGCUGGUGGAGCUGAAUCCAGAAACCCUGAACGAAGACAAACAGACGGAGGAGUCGAGCGUUCCCGGCAGGAAGGAAACGCCGGACAGCUCCUCCGCCGUGGAACUCACCGCCACCGCUUCUUCUUCUGCUGAUUCUCCGGAUGACUCGUCCAGCGACCCGUCGUUUGUUCCCGCUGGACGGAGAGAGCGAAGGAAAGGACGCGGAGCGGCGAGGAACCGCCGGACGGCUCGCAGACGGGCGGCUGGAGCGGCGCCCGCGGUGGUCGAAGCGUCGCCUGAACCUUCGGAGCCCGCCAAAGUCAUCAAACCGGCGGCGGCGGCUCUGGAUGACGCGGCGCCCGUCAGAACGACGGCGGCGCCCGUCAGAACGACGGCGGCGUCCCCAGAGUCGUCCUCAGACGCCUCCACGCUCGCCACCCGCUCCACGGGUCAGCCCCGCCCCGCCCUGCCGCCGCAGAGCGCCCGCUGGUCCUUCCUGCUCAGCAAACACCCUUUAAACCAAUUCAACAAGUCGGUCACUAAAGUGGCCGCCAACCAGAGCUCGAUGGCGCCGCUGAAACCCGCCGCUCCCGCCACGGCCGACCCGGUGAGGAGGCCGCUCGCUGCUGGAGGACCGUUCCCCAAGCCGGCGCUCCGGACGGAGGAGAGCGAGGGACUCCCGCUGAAAGCUGCAGAAAUGUACCGAGGAUUCAGUGGGAAGACGUUAAAAACAGCGAGUCAGCUCCCGCCUGCUGCUCUCAACAAAACGCCAAACGGAACGUCCAACCAGCAGAAAUCCGUCUCGAAGACGCCUUCGGCCGCGCGGCCUCCCGAGAUAUCGUCUUCUCAGAAACACGGAGCGCUUCCUGUCGGUCUCAGCGACGCAGACGUCCUCCGCUACAAGCUGAUCAAGAAGCUGAAGGCCAAGAAGAAGAAGCUGGCCAGGCUGAACCAGAUGUUGGGUCCCGAUGGCGCCGGCCGGCCCGACAGCACGGCGCUGGGCUCGCCGGGCGCCGUCACCUCCAGCACCGCCGACGGCGCCGACCAGCUGCUGUCGGACCUGCUGUCGCCCGCCACCACGGCCAGCAACCUCUCCCCCGACAGCACCGAGUUCCUGGAGAUGCUGGCCGGGCCGGACGGCGCCGAGCAGCUGGAGGUCAAACGGGCCGACGCCUCCAACGACGACGACUUCCUGGACGAGUUCCUGUCGCAGGCGGAGACGCAGAUACCGACCGACAUGGAGACGGAGGCGCUCAGCGCUCUGGAGCUGUUUAUCUGAGCUUUGGUGAUAUAAACCAUUAAAUAAACAGAAACUUCAGUAUUUCUCAUGUUUGUUGUGAUUAUCAGGAUAAACAGGAAGUGACCUUCCAACUCUGUUACAAUCAUCCAAGCAGCAUUUGUUGGUCGAUAUUUUAAUUCGGUGCAAGAUUUAACAAUCUAUUUAAAAAUGAUCAAAAAUCCCUUCAAAGUACCAAAAGUAUCCACCGAGAGCUUGAGGAGGACCAGAGGGAGAAUCCCUGCUGGGUUUAGUUUAGUUAGUAGUUAGUAGUUAGGGUUAGUAGUUAGUAGCUAGGGUUAGUAGUUAGGGUUAG